Molecule: messenger RNA, 2419 nt
Organism: Spinacia oleracea (spinach)
Lineage: Eukaryota; Viridiplantae; Streptophyta; Magnoliopsida; Caryophyllales; Amaranthaceae
Exons: 2
Coding region: 405-2075 (556 amino acids)
Cellular component (GO): Golgi apparatus
Source: RefSeq, a predicted model, not a curated record
AACAUGGACACGUGACACAUUCUUCAUCAUCAUUCUUCAUCAUCUAUGCCUUGUAUCAGUUGAAGUAUGAGUCUUUCUUCUUUCUACUUUCUUCACACUCAACUGAUGACUGAUGACUGAGGACUGUAGUCUGUAGUUGAUUCAUUUCUACUCCACCGGAGAAGAGGAGCACCACCAUCACCAUCACCAUUUUUAUGUUUCUGCAAUUUUCUGUAAGUUUUAUCAUUCUCUCUCUCUAGAUCCACUUCAUUUUUAUCUCACUUCUCUUCUCCUCUUCACACUGCUUCUACAAUUUCCAAUCUUUUUUGUUUUGCAUUUGCAAUUUCAAUUCUUUCCUUCAAAUUCAACGAAUUCAGUACUAUUUUACCCAAAUUUAGUGAGGAUCUGGGUUUUGAUUUGGGAAAAUGAGAGAACCAGUGAAUACAGCUGAACCCAUAGCCCAAAACCUAAUUAAGCUAAUCAGCAAUGUAUGCUUCUCUGUAUUUGUAUUCGCUGUUUUGAUAAUCACUGUUAUCGCAAUCACCUACCAACCCCCAGAUCCAUGGCUUCAAUCUGCUCCUGCACUUACUACCCUCUUCACUCAAGUUGAAAAUGCCACUUUCAAGGACGAUUCUUCCGUCCUUAAAACUGGCGAGGAUUUCAUCCUCCCCCCUGCCGCCGCCCCAUCUUCCGUCUCUUUCCCCAUUACUGAGGCUGUCAUUGCCACUUUUGAGAAGAAUCUCACCUCUAAUUCCACCUUUAGCCCCUCUGUUUGUGCUGAGGAUCUCAAUGUGGUUAAUUGUUCCGAUCCUCGUGUUUUAAUCGCUAUUGAGCGCUUUAAUUUAAAGCUCUUUAAGUCUAUUGUGUUCUUGGAGUAUGCUACUCCUGUAAAUGGUUCAAAACCUAAUCAAUGUGAUGUGGCUUGGAAGUUUAGGAAUAGGAAGGAGAAAUCUUGGAGAAAAUACAGGGAUUUUCGCCGUUUUAGGAUUGGACUUGGGGAUGAUUGUGCUUAUAAGGUUAUUGGUGCUAGUGGCUGGCAUUCCGGUGCCAAUGCUAGACGCCCUAAACCUCGUUUCAAUGCUGCUGCCACUCGUAAUCCUAAGGUUCUUGCUCCUUUCCGGGAUAGUGAGAUCAAUGACACCAUACCCACGAUUAGCACCGAUGCAGCUUUUAGGAGAGGGAGGUACUUGUAUUAUUCGCGUGGUGGGGAUUAUUGCAAAGGUAUGAAUCACUAUAUGUGGAGUUUCUUGUGUGCUUUGGGGGAAGCACGUUAUUUGAACAGGACGUUCGUGAUGGAUUUGAGUGUUUGUUUGGCUUCUCAGUAUAACCCUAGUGGUAAGGAUGAAGAAGGAAAGGAUUUUAGAUUCUAUUUUGACUUUGAACAUCUAAAGGAAGAGGCUUCCAUUGUUGAGGAGCGCGAAUUUCUUAGGGAUUGGAAAAGAUGGGACAAGACUCAUAAGAGGAAGAUUUCGGUUAGAAAGGUGGCUAGCUAUAAGACUACACCGAUGCAACUAAAGAAGGAUAGGAGUACCAUUAUAUGGAGGCACUUUGAUGCUCCAGAACCAGAUAAUUAUUGGUACCGGGUGUGUGAGGGACAAGCUGCAAAUAACAUUCAGAGACCGUGGCGUGCACUCUGGAAAUCAAAGAGGGUGAUGAAUAUAGUUUCUGAAAUUAGCGGGAAAUUAGAUUGGGAUUUCGAUGCAGUUCAUGUGGUUCGAGGAGAGAAGGCUCAGAACAAAGAACUGUGGCCUCACCUUGAUGCUGACACGUCUCCUGAAGCUGUUGUCUCAAAGCUUCAAGGAGUUGUGCAGCCAUGGAGGAAUUUGUAUAUUGCCACAAACGAGCCUUUCUAUAAUUACUUUGAUAAACUAAGGUCACAAUACAAGGUGCAUUUGCUUGAUGAUUACAAGGAGUUGUGGGGAAACACGAGUGAUUGGUAUAAUGAAACUACCGCUUUGAAUGGUGGUCGACCUGUCAAUUUUGAUGGUUACAUGAGGGCUGAGGUUGAUACAGAGGUUUUUAUCAGGGGUAAGACACGGGUAGAGACGUUCUACAACUUGACCAGUGACUGCAAGGAUGGCAUCAAUACAUGUUGAUCAGAUUAUCAGUUGGAGAAAACCCAAAAUUAUCAAGUCUACAUCAUGGAUGGUGGACUGUUGUUGUCUAGGAGCUGGUACAUUCCAUCAAAUUUUACAGCUACACCAAACUAUUUUUGCAAGUUCUGAUUAUUUGUAACUAAUGAGAUCAAAGGAGUACACCCUGUGUGGCAUUUCAGACUGAGGAAGUUGGUGUAAGGUUUUCACUACUGAUGCACAAACAGGCUGGUUCCUGUAUUUUGUAAUUAACAUUUCUUCAUUGGAUAUUCAGAUAGACAUUGCAUGAACGGAAUGUAAAAUGUUGUAUACUGUAUUAGUUUUUAUAAACAUCAAUUGGUAUCAAA